Messenger RNA from Schistocerca nitens (vagrant locust), 3344 nucleotides. RefSeq names its product alpha-aminoadipic semialdehyde synthase, mitochondrial (gene LKRSDH). Gene Ontology annotation, molecular function: saccharopine dehydrogenase activity. NCBI's taxonomy places the organism in Eukaryota, Metazoa, Arthropoda, Insecta, Orthoptera, Acrididae. The record is from RefSeq and is a predicted model, not a curated record. Gene Ontology annotation, cellular component: cytoplasm. The transcript has 19 exons. Bases 91 to 2907 code for a protein of 938 amino acids.
AAACAGUUUCAGACGCUGUAAAGCGUGUCAGAUGUCUGCGAGGGCGCACUAGCGCAGGGGCUCCACACCAGGCAACGGGAGGGCACUACUAUGAACCAGAUCAUCUUUGCGAGUGCUAAGAACACAGUUGUACAGAGGCAACAUGUUAGAUACGUUCAGAAGACGGUCCGCGGCAAGGUGAUAGCGAUCCGGCGAGAGGACCAGUCAGUAUGGGAACGACGCGCUCCGCUGGCGCCCACCAACGUGCGACGCCUAGUUCGCGCAGGCGUCAAAGUCAUCGUGCAGCCAUCAAAUCGGCGCGCCUACCCUAUGCAGGCAUAUGCAUCAGCGGGCGCUGUUAUUCAAGAAGAUAUUUCGGAGGCAUCCGUGAUAUUCGGAGUUAAGCAGGUUCCGAUUGAUCAGCUGCUGCCCAACAAGACGUACUGCCUGUUUUCUCACACAAUCAAGGCACAGGAGUCAAACAUGCCUCUGCUCGACGCCAUAUUGGAAAAGAACAUCCGCCUGAUUGAUUACGAGCGACUGAUGGACGAGUCGGGGCAACGAGUGGUGGCGUUCGGCAAAUACGCGGGAGUGGCGGGAAUGGUCAACAUCCUGCACGGGCUGGGCCUAAGGCUGCUCGCGCUCGGACACCACACGCCCUUCAUGCAUGUGGGCCCAGCGCACAACUACCGCAAUUCUUCGAUGGCGCGCCAGGCGAUCCGCGACGCGGGCUACGAGAUCGCGCUGGGGCUGAUGCCGCAGUCGAUCGGGCCGCUGACGUUCGUGUUCACGGGCAGCGGCAACGUGUCGCAGGGCGGGCAGGAGGUGUUCCAGGAGCUGCCGCACGAGUACGUGCCCCCGGAGAUGCUGCCCAAGGUCGCGCGACACGGAGCUACGACCAAGGUGUACGGCUGCGAGAUCAGGAGGCGGCACCACCUGGAGAGGAAGGACGGCGGUGGCUACGAUUCGGAAGAGUACGACAAGCACCCACAGAAGUUCAUCUCCACCUUCAGCAAAAAAAUAGCGCCGUACGCGUCGGUGAUCAUCAACGGCAUCUACUGGGCGGUGGGGUCUCCGAAGCUGCUGACGAUCCCGGAUGCCAAGUUCCUGCUGCGGCCCGCCGACACACCGUGGAUCCAGAGCUCCGUGGGCUCCCCCGCGCUGCCGCACCGAAUGCUAGCCAUCUGCGACAUCAGCGCAGACCCCGGCGGUUCCAUAGAGUUCAUGAACGAGUGCACUACUAUCGACACACCCUUCUGCCUCUAUGAUGCAGAUCGUAACAAGGACACCAAAAGCUUCAAAGGGCCAGGAGUGCUGGUCUGCUCCAUCGACAAUAUGCCAACGCAGCUACCUCGCGAGUCCACAGAUUUCUUUGGGGACCUGCUGUAUCCUUUUACGUACGACAUUUUGCAGUCGAACGCCCGAGCGCCUCUCGAAGAGCACAACUUCUCGCCCGCUGUCUAUGGGGCCAUCAUCGCAAGCAACGGGAAGCUUACGAAAAAUUUCGAAUACAUCAUCGACUUACGCGAGAAGAACAGCCGUAGCAGGCAGAAGGCUAGUGCGGAUUCGUCGACCCCUCCCAAGAAGAUCGUCGUGCUGGGAGCUGGCUUCGUCAGCGCGCCAGUCGUCGAGUAUCUAGACAGGGAGGAGAACGUCGAAAUCGUCCUUGCGUCGGCGCUGAAGGACGAGGCGGACGCGGUGGCGUCGCGCUACGCGUCGGUGCGGCCGGCGCUGGUGGACGUGCUGGACCGGCCCGAGACGCUGCGCGAGCUGGUGGCGUCCGCCGACUGCGUCGUCUCGCUGCUGCCCUACCGCCUGCACCACGUCGUCGCCGAGGCGUGCAUCCACUGCCGCGUCAACAUGAUCACCGCCUCGUACUGCACGCCCGAGAUGGCCAGCCUUCACCAGCAAGCCGUCGAUGCUGGAAUAACAAUCGUUAACGAAGUUGGUCUAGAUCCUGGAAUAGACCAUCUUCUUGCCAUGGAGUGCUUCGAAGAAAUUCACCAAGCUGGAGGCAAAGUGGAAUCGUUCAUUUCAUACUGCGGAGGCUUGCCGGCUCCCGAGUGCUCCGACAACCCACUGAGGUACAAGUUUAGCUGGAGCCCUCUCUCUGUCCUAAGGAACGUUAUGGGCACAGCGCGGUAUACUAUGAAUGGCAAGGUGGUGGACAUCCCGGAGGGCGGCGCGCUGCUGUCCGAGGUGCGCGACCUGGACUUCCUGCCCGGCUUUGCGCUGGAAGGUUUCCCGAACCGCGACUCCACCAAAUACGCCGAGCUGUACGACGUGCGAGAGGCGCACACCAUGCUCCGCGGCACGCUGCGCUACAGGGGCUUCUCCGACACCAUGCAAGGCAUCCUACUGCUCGGGCUGCUCGACCCCAACCCGCAUCCCGUGCUGCACCCUAAAGGUCCUGAGAUCACUUGGCGCCAGCUGAUCUGCCACCUGCUGGGCCUCACGGACCCGUCCAUCUUCUACGACAACCUGAAGACGAAGCUCGUGGAGCGGUUGGGCGGCGAGGGCACGGCGAGGGCGGACGCGCUCGAAGCGCUGGGGCUGCUGGAGGAGGCGCCCGUCAAGCGGCUCGGCACCCCGCUGGACACUCUCUCUUACUACCUCUCCAAGAAGCUCUCCUUCGAACGCACGGAGCGUGACCUGGUGAUCCUGCGGCACGACGUGGGCAUCCUGUGGCCGGACGGGCGGCGGGAGAAGCGUGGCAUCAACAUGGUGCUGUACGGCACGCCGGCGGGGCACUCCGCCAUGUCUCGCGCUGUCGGCAUCCCCACCGCCAUCGCCACCAAGAUGCUGCUCGACGGUGAGAUCCAGCGCCGUGGAAUGGUGCUGCCAUUCAGCGCGGACAUCUACCGGCCCAUGCUGGCUCGCCUCAGGGCCGAAGGUUUCCAGACCUUUGACAGGUCCACCAUUCUCUGACCAGCUCCUUGCCGAGGUCACGUCACUCCUUUGUGCAAGAAACAUAAUUCACAUUCUGCAUAUUCUACCGUCGUUCUCAAGACUGGACUGACAGACAUUAACUACGCUGGAAGCAAGAUGAGGCACGGUCCUCAGUAAACAUACCAUCAUGAAUUACGUGGAGAAUUACCCCACCACCAAGAUAAAGACUUCUUACUCAAAUCCACGAGUGUGUCAGAAGCAUGGCGGUCUAGAAAAUUAAAAAUGCGCUGAAGCAUUGUUACAUGUAGCAUCUACCAUGUAUGUAUUCAAAUAUGUGUCACAGGACCAAUAUUGCGCCACAUAUUUCACCUGAAACAGUGCUCUCAGUGCUUCACAUUAUUUCUUUGGUCCGUCCACGCUUUUUCAGUUUUAUCUUCUCUCGAAUUUAAAUAAAGUGCACUGGCCAGCCACAAUUA